GUUUUCUACAUAAAUAACAAAAACCUGUACCUAACAUCGUAGGUAGUAUUUUAGCAGAAUUUCGUGAUUCGUAAAAAAAAAAAACGUUAAAAACACAAUUUCUUUAACAUACCUAUAUUGUAGUUAUAUUUUUUUCCAUAAAAAAGUAUCUAAAACCGUUCUAACAAGUUUCGUUUUAUAAUGACAAAAUAUAAUUCGAUUUAAGUGAAAACUCAAUAAUGUAUAGUUUCGAGGGUGAAUUUCGUAGAAAACCAGAACAAAAUUAUGCUGGAGCUAGUAUACAUGAACCUGUUAGUAACUUGAUUCAAAGAGCUCGUUAUGAAAGAGAAAAAAGAGAAGAAGCAAGACGUGAACAACACCGUAUAAUUAAAGUACAAUCAUGUGUUAGGAGUUUUUUAGCAAGGAAAAAAAUUAAACAACACUACAGGAAAUUAUUUGAUAACACUGUUUUAGAACUGAAGAAAAAGCAACCAUCUCAGCAAUUAUUGAGUGAUCUCGUAACAAAUUUAAUUUUCUUUCAUAAUAGAGAAACUGACUCGCAAAGACUCUUAUGGCUGUCUCAGCAUGUCUUACGGAAUAGUGCAACACUUUUGCGUUCAAGUUUAGAUAAAAAUUCUUCUUGGUAUUGGCAUAUAAAAUGGAUUCUAUCACUUAAUAUUAAUUUGUUGAAUUCUUCUGGUUUGGAAUCAUUUGCAACACCCUUAAGAAUUAUUGAAGAGCUGACUUCAGUAGAUUCUUAUAAAAAGUUGCUUGGUACAGAUGAUGCUAUACUUGCACUGCGCGAUCUGUUCCAGUAUUUGGUUACAAAAUGCUAUUUUGAUAGUUUGCGUAAAAUUCUUGACACAAAAAUUCCUUCAAUGUUUGAUGAUGAAGAUACACCAGCUCCACCAUUAGCAAAAAGUAUUUUAGAAUUUGUUAAAAGACCAUUUUCAGUACGCUCUCCAACAUUUAUAGAUGAAUACACUUCAAUUAUUAUGGAUCAUUUUGUGCGGACAUUUCUUAAAGGACCAAUAUCAGAUAUAAACCAUAAAUUUAUUUUACCAAACUUAUCGUUAGAACAAAACCAGCCCGAUUAUAUUGGACCAGACUUUAGACAACUAGUCAUGUCACUUACUCAUUCUCCUAUCCAAUUUCAACCCAAUACAAAUUUAUUUUAUUCUUUAUUAAUACUUGAACCUUCAGUUGAACAAUAUUCAUUCAUUAUGAAAUGUAAAACAACUGGUCGGGAAGUAAAUGCAGUUAACGACUAUUUGGAUAUCUUGUCUUCAUUAACUAGUCGAUUAGCAGAGCCACCAGUUAUUGAAUAUUUAAAUAAAACAUGGAGACACAGAAGUGCUAACCAAGAUAGUUCAGAAGAUGAAUCGGACGAAGAAGAAAAACCAUUUAGUGGUUAUUUAGAGAAUGAACUUGAGGUUUUGAAAUUGUGUUCAGACCUAUUAAACGCAUCAUUUAGAGUACAGAGAAUAAUUAAUGCAGUAGACGAAUCAUGCUCUUCGUCAUCUAUAAAUUUCUUACUCGAACCUAUUUGCAAAUUAUGCCACUAUUUGCUGAUGUCUCACAAACUUGCUGUUCAUAAAUAUAGGCUGUUAUAUACAUUAGCACUUAAGGCAGAAUUUUUACAACAUUUAUGGAUAACCAUUUUGAGAACUGAACAACAAUCACUUUUUGGACCUAGUUCAGUUACUACUAGUUUAGUAACGGUGAUAUCGAGAGGUACAAAUUUGGCUCCUGGUGAUUUUGAUCGUAUUGUGCCAUUGUUAGCAACAUUUUGCUCGCUCUUUAGCUCUCUAAUAUCUACGUUACACGAUGCAGAAUUUAAUAAAGCUGUUGGGAAUAGUUCUGAAGAUAACAUUGGAAAUCCGUUGAAGUUUACUGCAGCUGACCUUAUUUCAAUUACAUCUAUUUUAAAAGAUGUUGCUUUAGGCCUAAUAGAAUUAGCAUAUCCUGAUACGAGACCAUCAAUUUUAUCUUUUAAGACUAACAAUCAAAAUGCUCAAACUUCGAUCUGGUCACAUUUAUUGAAGGUAACAGUUGUUAUAUUGCGACAACUUCAUUCAAGAGAUCUUCGGUGUAGAUUUUGCCCAGAAGGUCAUUGGGUAUCAAAUCGUUUGACAAUGAACUCUGCUUAUGAUAAACCGUCUAAUAUGCACUUUGUACAGUAUUCUAGAAGAUCUAGACAUAAUUAUAGGCCAUUUAGAGGAAUUCCCGUAAUAUCAAUGGACAACUUAGAUGAAGGUCCACCCCUAACAACACGUCAAGUGCGAAUUCUGACAGUUUUAAGAGAAAUACCAUUUGUUUUACCCUUUGAAGAAAGAGUUGUAGUGUUCCAAGGAUUAUUGAUGAAUGAUAAAGUGCAAUAUCAAAAUACAGAUGGACAUUUUAUGGCUGGUCCUAACAUUCACAUUACUAUUAGACGAAAUUAUUUGUAUGAAGACGCUUUUGAAAAAUUAUCUAUUGAAAAUGAACCAGAAAUACGACAAACGUUACGAGUACAUAUGAAAAGUGCCGCUGGGUUAGAUGAAGCUGGUGUAGAUGGAGGCGGCUUACUGAGAGAAUUUUUAUCUGAGCUUCUUAAAACAGCUUUUGAUCCUAAUCGUGGAUUUUUCCGAAUGACAAAUGAUAAUAUGCUGUAUCCAAAUCCAUAUGUUCAUUUAAUUCAACAAAACUUUGCUGCCCAUUACUUUUUUAUUGGCAGAAUGCUAGGAAAAGCACUAUAUGAAAAUUUAUUAGUUGAACUGCCUUUAGCCGAGUUUUUCUUGUCAAAAAUUAUUGGCCGUCAAACUGAAGUCGAUGUACACCAUUUAGCAUCAUUAGAUCCACUUAUGUAUAGAAAUUUGUUAUCAUUGAAAAACUACGAUGGUGACGUUGUGGAUCUCGGUUUGGAUUUCACAAUUGUUAUUGAUGAAUUUGGUCAAACACGAGUUGAAGAAUUAAAACCAAAUGGUGCCAAUAUAACAGUAACCAAUCAAAACCGAAUUGAGUACAUUCACUUAAUGGCUGAUUACAAACUGAACACUCAAAUAAGGAAACAAUGCUACUUUUUCAAACAAGGUUUGGCAAAUGUAAUUCCAUUGGACUGGCUGCACAUGUUUAGUAAUCAUGAAGUACAAGUUUUAAUAUCUGGUGCUGAAGUUCCAGUAGAUAUAGAUGACUUAAAGCAGCAUACAAAUUACGUAGGUGGUUAUACACCUGAAGAUCCUGUCAUACAAUUAUUUUGGUCUGUCGUAAACGAUUUCACAGAUGAACAGAAAACGAAACUUUUAAAGUUUGUAACUAGUUGUUCUCGACCUCCACUCCUGGGAUUCAAAGAGUUAUAUCCACCAUUUUGCAUCCAAAAAGUGAGUUCUUCUGAUCGCUUACCAACUGCCAGUACUUGUAUGAAUUUAUUAAAAAUGCCAGUAUUUAAAGACUAUGAUACAUUAAAAAAAAAACUUUUAUAUGCAAUACAAUCAGGUGCAGGUUUUGAACUUAGUUAAUGGCAGUUGUAAUAUAUUUGUUAAAACUCAUAUUACAAUAAAAUUUAAGUAAAGUGUAUACAAAGUGUAUUAGACAUUGUAGUUUUUAAACAUAAAAAUGCAAAUAAUAUGUUCUGUGAAAGAAAAUUAUAGUUGUAUUAAUAAAUAUAUGUUAAUGAUUAAAGUUUUUCUAAUUUUACCAUUUCUGUCAAACUAUGUUUGACUUAGUAUAUGCA
Molecule: messenger RNA, 3691 nt
Organism: Adelges cooleyi (spruce gall adelgid)
Lineage: Eukaryota; Metazoa; Arthropoda; Insecta; Hemiptera; Adelgidae
Product: ubiquitin-protein ligase E3C
Exons: 15
Coding region: 219-3476 (1085 amino acids)
Biological process (GO): ubiquitin-dependent protein catabolic process; protein polyubiquitination
Molecular function (GO): protein binding; ubiquitin protein ligase activity
Source: RefSeq, a predicted model, not a curated record